Messenger RNA from Papilio polytes (common Mormon), 2677 nucleotides. RefSeq names its product anaphase-promoting complex subunit 4 (gene APC4). Gene Ontology annotation, biological process: positive regulation of mitotic metaphase/anaphase transition; protein K11-linked ubiquitination; anaphase-promoting complex-dependent catabolic process. The coding region runs from base 287 to 2650 and encodes 787 amino acids. The transcript is spliced from 7 exons. Gene Ontology annotation, molecular function: protein binding. NCBI's taxonomy places the organism in Eukaryota, Metazoa, Arthropoda, Insecta, Lepidoptera, Papilionidae. The record is from RefSeq and is a predicted model, not a curated record. Gene Ontology annotation, cellular component: anaphase-promoting complex; nuclear periphery.
AAAAAUGUUUUAUAUUUCUAUGAGAGGAAAUACUCCUAAGGUUAAGAUUUACAUAGAACUACACUACUAACAAAUCAAAGUAUUUGAAAAUUUGUAACGGAUUUCUUAUUCAACUAUCAAGUACAGGCAACACCGAGCGCAAAUGACAAAAGAAAAAUAAAUGACAGCUGAUAAAAAACAUGUCAAUGUCGAGCUAAACAACUCAAAUUAUUGCUCGUUACAUUUUUAAAUUUUGCUCUGGAGACAAACGAAAUACUAUAUUGUUAUAUUUAGAUAUAAACAAAAAAUGUUUAAUUGUGCAAUGAGACAAGUAGAAGAACGACAUGUAACUUAUCAGGUAGAUUUAAUGGUUUGGAGUAACCGGCUGGAUUUAGUAGCUAUUAGCAAUUUCAAAGGUGAAGUUCAAGUACAUAGAUUACAUUGGCAAAAAGUGUGGAGUUUACCUGCCCCAAAAGAAAAUGUAACCGUACAGAGUAUUGCAUGGAGACCUGAUGGCAAGGCAUUGGCAAUUGGUUACAGUUUUGGUAUUGUCUAUGUUGUUGAUAUUGAGGACAAAGAGAUUUUAGACAAAUAUGAUUUUAGUGCUGAAAAUCCAGAAGACCCAUAUGAUUGUAAGCCUGUAGGCAUUUCUUGCAUCACUUGGGCUGUUAAAGCUGGAGUGUUAGAGAGUGCAACAGAAUACAAUGUUUAUGAUGAUGCAACUAUAUUCUUGAGAAAACCACCUUCUCCAAGCACUUCAUAUAAAAAUCAAGUUUCUGAUGAUACAGUUAAAUCAUAUAAAGAAAUACCAGAACCAUCACAGUUGAGCAUGUUACUGAUUGGAUAUGGCAAUGGGAAUAUUUACAUGAGCAUAUUUGGUCGAUAUCCAUAUGGCACUAUACUUUUGGCAGAAUUAGUUAAUGAUGAAUGUGGAGAAUAUAAAAUUCUAGACAUCAACUUGUCUCAUGAUUUUAGUGUCAUGCAGGUUCUUUAUUUAGACAAGGUCACCAAAAAUGUAUACAUGUCAGUAAUAAAUACAAGUGUAUUGUCAGCAUAUUCUGAAGAAUUGUUUGUGGUGGCAAAUAAACAUUGUCAAAUUGUUCAAUUAUUGUCACACCUUGAUCAAACAAUGAUUUCAAUAACUGAAGCUUGGGAACAUAUUUUACUUGAAAUGGAUUCAAAGAUGGCUCAUUACGCUUCAUCAGUUCCUAAAGGGGGAGUUUCAGCUGAUCUAUUGGAAUUACUUAUGUUAGGUGUACCCUCCGAUGAACUUGAACUGUUCUUACUUCAAGAGUUGACAUCAAAAGGUUUAAAAAAGUUUGGCAGUUCAGUGGAAUUAAGUUACUCUACCAUACAAAAGCUUGUUCUUAAACAGCUAAAUAUUGUUGGACACAAUUUAUCUUAUUACCUCUCAGAUAUAAGAGGACUUACUAGAAUACCAGAUAGAUUUAAGAUUCUCGGUUUGGAUGAGACCACUGUUACUCGAUCAAUCAGAGCAUGUUGUGCAUUUUUAAACAAAUGCCUAGAAUUACAGCAAGUCAUUGAUGUGUCAAUGCGGAACUACAAGGCAUUCUUUCGAUGGCUAUUUGUAGUUAUAAUCCGUUUACUUGAUGAACAGACACCUUGUGAGAUUGUCAAAAUGACUCAACAAGAAUUCACUCAUAUAGCUGAGCUUUUAUACAAUUUCGAUAAUGUACAGACUGAAGGUGACGGUACAUCAGAGAAACCUGUGAAAUUUAAUCUAGAAAGAUUAGGACAGUAUUUACAAGAUCAAGAUUUAACAAUUCUUCCUGAUGAUGAAGAUAACCCAUGGCAUAAGUUCCUUAAAGAUAAUUCGUGUUUGGUGAAUGACAGUGAUACGAUAUUCUCAAUGACUGAAUUUAGAAAAUUUUCUUUGGUUCAACAACAAAAAUACUUGAAGGAUGCAAUUAAUCAAGUGUUUGAUGUUACUGGAAAAAAUAUAGGCAAACAUUUUUCCGUCAUUUAUAAUACAAAAUGCUAUGAAAAUCGAGGUAUUUCAUCAAAUCCAGAAAAAACCUUAAGAAUCUCACAGACCUAUGAUUCAAAUCAAGAUAGAUUUGUGAUGGGUUUAGUAGACCAGAGGAAUGCACCUGAUAAGUUAUGUUUUAUGUCAAUUCAAAUUAAUGAAAAGUCAUGUUCGGCAGUUGCAACAAAAUAUCACUUUUCAUCAAGUUUAUUGCAAGAAGCAAACCAAAGCCAUAUAGAGGAUGAGUCUAUGGAAAUAAUGGAUCUGCAAUUUUAUUCAGCAGACUACCUUUCUGUACUUGUAAGGCAUCCAAGCCAUGAAGAAAACUCUAUUUUUAUUCAAUUGCCAGUAAAGAUUGUUUUAGAAAACGCUAAUGAUUUGAGCAUAAAAUCUAAGACUUGUGUUUUUAAUGAGAAAACAAAUGAAAAAGAUAUUUCGUCAUUUUUAGAUCAAAGUGUUUAUAAGAUACUUGAAAAAAUGGAUGGUUUUAGAAUAGCUGUAUCCGGUGGUCGUAAGGUAUCUGUGGUGCUAUCGAAAAGUCAUAGGAAAGUGAGAGUUUUCGAAAUGGAAGUAAAUGGUGAUGAUGAAGAGGAUGAAACGUUAGAUGCUACUCCGCAGUCUAGUCACACAGGUGAUCAACAAACACCUACAAAACAUGAUGCUUCUACAGAUGAUUUUAAUUAAUUAUUAAGUAAUAAAAGCUUAACUAUA